Populus trichocarpa (black cottonwood) is the source of this 1035-nucleotide messenger RNA. Its product is annotated as glucan endo-1,3-beta-glucosidase-like. Gene Ontology annotation, biological process: carbohydrate metabolic process. Gene Ontology annotation, molecular function: hydrolase activity, hydrolyzing O-glycosyl compounds. The record is from RefSeq and is a predicted model, not a curated record. Bases 1 to 1035 code for a protein of 344 amino acids. NCBI's taxonomy places the organism in Eukaryota, Viridiplantae, Streptophyta, Magnoliopsida, Malpighiales, Salicaceae. The transcript has 2 exons. Gene Ontology annotation, cellular component: plasma membrane; cell wall.
AUGUUAACACCUAAAAUUGCUAUGUGGAUCAUGGUGCUAACAGUGGCUGCAAUUCACAUCUCGAUGGUCUUAGGUGGGGAUGCUGGGAUUAUUUAUGGAAGAAAUGGAGAUAAUCUCCCAUCCCCUAAACGAGUAAUUGAUUUUCUCACCGAGGACAUGAACCAUGCGAUUUCAUUAGUCCGGGUCUAUGAUGCCAAUACGGAAGUUUUAGAAGCUCUAAGUGGAACCAACUUGGUCGUAACCAUUGGGGUUCCAGAUGAAGCAAUUGCCCAUGUAGCUUCUAGCCAGGAAGCUGCAGACAAAUGGUUUCGAGACCACGUACUUACUUAUGUUCACAAGGGUGUUCGGUUCCGAUAUAUUUGUGUUGGCAACGAGGCAAUUCCUGGUGUUGUUCAAUCUCUUGUACCACAAGCAAUUAUUAAUCUCUACAAUUCAGUAAGGAAGGCAAGCGUAGAUUAUAUCUAUGUUACAACUGCAGUCGGGGGUAAAGUUCUGGAAAGCUCCUAUCCUCCCUCAGCUGGUCGAUUCGCGAAUGGGGUCGACAAAAUUAUGAAUAACCUCACGAAUUAUUUGUAUAAUAUAGGGUCCCCGUUAUUGAUCAAUUUGUACCCUUACCAUGCCCUGGUCUCGGAGCCACAACAUAUUUCAUUGGACUAUGCCUUAUUUCAGUCCCAAAAGCCAGUGUUUACAGAUGGGGAUUUAGAGUAUUACAAUCUUUUUGAUGCUAUGGUGGAUGCAUUUGUAGCAGCAAUGGUAAGGGUGGUGCAACAGGAGGAUGUCAAACUUGUCGUCGCCGAGACCGGGUGGCCAACUGCAGGUGUUGGGUCGUAUGCUUGCACCGAGAAUGCUCGAAUCUACAACCUUAAUCUAAGGAAGCAUGCAAUUGAAAAGGGAUGCACUCCGAGAAAGGCGGACAUUAAUUUGGAGGUUUACAUCUCGGAGAUGUUCAAUGAGAAUCUGCAACCGGACGAGUUUGAGAGAAAUUUUGGAACUUUUUAUCCCAACCUCACCGAGGUAUAUCAGUUGUGGCGCUGA